This is a messenger RNA of Numida meleagris (helmeted guineafowl), 1685 nucleotides long. It is a transcript of the gene SERP1, whose product is annotated as stress associated endoplasmic reticulum protein 1. The coding region runs from base 96 to 296 and encodes 66 amino acids. NCBI's taxonomy places the organism in Eukaryota, Metazoa, Chordata, Aves, Galliformes, Numididae. The record is from RefSeq and is a predicted model, not a curated record. The transcript is spliced from 3 exons. Gene Ontology annotation, biological process: endoplasmic reticulum unfolded protein response. Gene Ontology annotation, cellular component: endoplasmic reticulum.
GGCGUGACGGCUUCCGGCGGGCGGCGCCGCGCGGUGCUGACGCGGCGCAGCGAGCGGAGCGGAGCGGUCCCGGCCCGGCCCGGCGCGGCCGCACCAUGGUGGCCAAGCAGCGCAUCCGCAUGGCCAACGAGAAGCACAGCAAGAACAUCACGCAGCGCGGGAACGUCGCCAAGACCUCGAGGACGGCCCCGGAGGAGAAGGCGUCGGUCGGGCCCUGGCUGCUGGCGCUGUUCAUUUUCGUGGUCUGCGGAUCAGCCAUCUUCCAGAUCAUCCAGAGCAUCCGCAUGGGCAUGUGAGCCCCCGCCCCGCCGCGCAUUCCAGGCCCUUCGCCGCCAUUCCGAGUGUCCCAGCCCGUGCCACAGUGCCUUGAGCAGCACCACAUGUACACAGCAAUAAAGUUCUGUUGUUGAGCCCCAAUCGUGGACCUGCUUAUUCAGCAACGUAUCCUUCGUGCUCACGUAGACGUGUCAGACUGUGCGCAAUGUAGGUACGUAGGGACCGACGCCUGCUGUCAGCACCGCUCUCAGAUCUGUAGGAGCCGCUGUCCCUCUGGAGACGGUUCUGUUUGAAGUCGGCAGCCGGGAUCUCUGUAGCAGCCAGAGCACGAAAGCAGAGCAUGCUCCUGGCGAGCGGCCGGCGCCCUGCAGCCCAGCGCCGUGUGCGGGGCAGAGCUGCAGCGUGUGGCACCGCGUUGGCACUCGGGCAUGUAUCGCGACAGAAAACCUUACCCUGUACUUCCCGUCCUAACCCAUACGAAUGCCUGUUUGUAUAGAGCCGGGGGGUGGUCCCUACCCCGAGCCAGCAUGGCCACGCAGCAGCUCUUCCCGACAUCGCCCGAUGCGGGGGUUCCACAAACUGUUUGUGCGCAAGGGCACGCGCUCUCAAGCUGCUCCCGGCCGUGGGCUGCAGCGGCGCUGUAUGUACUUCUUGGAAACCUGCCACCGAGUUGUGGGGUUCGGUCCUAAAAUGCUGUGUGGGGAUAGGGAUGCUUUGUGCAGGUACCGGGGACCCUCCCCCUCCAACCCUCAGUUCUGCUUUUGUGUGCACCAUCGGCAGAGUAUAGUAUGUCUCGCAAUAUGUAUUCUAAUUGUAUUUAAGGUAAAUCCUGCUUUCACCUUGAUGUCAUCCAGCGAUGGAUCCAGUGCUAAGCUGCCUCCCUCUGGAUGACUGCAGUUCCUUCUUAGUAGUGCUGAAAAACAGAAACCAAACCCUCCUUACCUGUAUAGAAGAAUGUAACUUAAAUCACAAUGGAAAGUGCUGCUAUUGAUCAUUCCUUAUUGCUGAUGGCCUCGGCUCUGUGGCGGCCUCCUGCUGUCUGUUGCGGUAAACAAAGCGGUCUGAAAUAGGUCUGCUGUUGCAUGCAGUUGCUAAAGGAAGAUUUCUUUUUUUCAGGUUUCUUAGAAGACAUUUAAAAUCCGGUUACAUUAGUAGUAAUAGAAACGAGUUUCUAUAGAGAUGAAUUCCAUGUCUUUUAGCUGUGAAGGAGCAGACUUUUUGCUGGUUGUCAUAUUUCCAUCUGAAAUCGUUGGAAGUGGUGUAAAGCGGUGUGGCCCAGGCCACGCCCCAGAACCAGGCUGUGCGACACGACGACAUUCCUUAUUCCUGGAAGCUCUUAUUUUGUAAUCGAUGGGGGAGGGGAAGUCUGUAUAAUCUCUGAUUUUAAAUAAAGUUCUUCUCAAACGCGA